UUGAAUUCACAUUCCGAAAGCCUCGCCUCGCCUUCCCUUCCAUUUUCAUUUCGCCCCAAUUCAAUUCCCCCCAGAAAACCCUAACUCAACUUCCCCAUCCUCGGUGUUUUCCACGUUUCCUUACCUCCAAAUCAAUCGUUAACCGAGGAUUCCUACCGAGAAUUGAACUUGCUCGAACGUAAGAUGUAUGUUUGAAACCUUGAUUUCAGUUAUGGAGUAUGGACGGUGAAAAUGGGAGGCGAUUGAACACAAACGCUAAUGUGUCAGACAACCGAGGUGAGAAGCUUACACCGCCAUUUUCAAUUGUGAAUUCCGAAAGAAGCAGCAUUAGUAGCAAAACGGAAGGGGAGAGAAAGCAAGGAGGGAAUGGAAGCAGCCCAGCAAAGAUCUCAGUCUCUCCUCGCAAUGCGCCUAAUGUGCGCGUUGAGGCCUCCUGCAGGUCUGAGAAGCCCAUCGUCACUGAUUCUCCGGGAUCAUAUGCUCGUGAUCCCUUCGUGCUUACUGAAUCCCCCGCCAUCCAAGUGAUGGAGAGGCCUAAAACCUCCGAUCCCAACACGGUUCCAACUGAUAGUCCAAACCGAUGGAGUGUUGAUUCGAAUGAUUCUUUGUUCAGCAUCCAUAUGGGGAACGACAGCUUCUCCAAGGACCGUUCGUUGAGUAUAAGUGGAGACAUAGGGGAGUUGUCUCUAUCCGAAGCAUAUCUGCCUCGAGCAUCUCCCAAGUCAGGGGAGUUGCAUCAAUCUGCAGAGACAUACACUUCCCCUGCUGCUGCUGCAGCAGCAGCAGCAGCAGCGAAAGCGUUAGAAGAGGCGCGUAAGGUUGCUAAGGAAGAGGCCAAGACUGUUGAAUGUGACCCUCCCGAGGCCUCCAUCAGUAUCCACUCAGACUCAAAUCUGUCGAGGUCUAAUGACACCGAUCCUCCCCACGAGGACGACAAGGGGGGUCGCAACGAGACCUUCGUUCCUCCAUCGACGAGCGCGUCGGGAUGUCCAAUGGGUCAAUGUUUGUGCUGUGGUAGGAUGUCUAGCUGCUGCAGGUUGCCUAGUUGCAGUUGCUGCCAUUGGUUUCGUUGGCCGAGCUGUUCAAGUUUCUGCAUAAGCUGCCCUAGCUGCUGCAGUAAGUGCCGUGGCUCCACUUCAUUAUGUUCUUGUUGCUGCUACAGUUGGAACCGUGAAACAAAGAGAGUCCGUUCUGUUACUUCUUAUGCCUUGAUGGAUAGGAGUGUAGCUAGUUCCAGCAAACAUAAAGUUUAGCCAUGAAAUUGUUUCAAGGAGUUGUUGGUGACACCAUUGAUAAAAGUGGGAGCUCUGAAUGGCCUAUCCUCUACACAAUGUUCACAAUAUACUAGUUAUUGUACGUGUUCAAUUAUUCAUUGAUGAUGAGAAGAUAUUAUUUGAUGGCUGCUCUUUAAUUCGUAUACUCUUGUAGAAUUAUUCACCAUUCUUUUGCAAAAAUUGAAUAUCUUAAUUUGGAUAGGCAUACGACUUGACUCUGUUCUAGUUAUAUUAUUUAUUUGGAUUUUGGUUUAAUUUCUAUUAA
Salvia miltiorrhiza (redroot sage) is the source of this 1539-nucleotide messenger RNA. RefSeq lists its product as uncharacterized. The coding region runs from base 219 to 1253 and encodes 344 amino acids. The record is from RefSeq and is a predicted model, not a curated record. NCBI's taxonomy places the organism in Eukaryota, Viridiplantae, Streptophyta, Magnoliopsida, Lamiales, Lamiaceae. The transcript is spliced from 4 exons.